AUGAGUGAUUCUGUGAACGUGCUACCGACCAGACAUAUUCUGAGGCCCCAUCAUGUCAAUAUACUCAAGCUCAUGAUGCUGGCGUUCCAUAGCUACAACGGUUCUCUUCCACCACCUUUCCUUCUGCAUCUAUAUCGUAUCCUCAUGCGUGAGGUCGCCGAGGUCUCCGAACCACGAGGGUAUGCUGAGAUACAAGCUGAAGUACUCAAGGCACCUAUGGUCGACUCGUCAACUGCUCAGAACUUCUGUCGCGAGUACGCAAGCGAGGCUCCGCAUUUCGAUACCGAAGAACAACUGAGUGAAUUCUUCCAAGGGUUGAACAUACUCUUUCCUGACAAGGAUGAGGACGAGAGCGGUAUGGGCUUCAACCGCCGUUCCCUAUUCGGUUUCUUCUGCCGGAGGUGUUACGUCAGCUUCCGCAAGCUUUCAUUCAUUGGGGUAUCCAGCCUUUUAAGAGACUACAAAGCAUGGGUCGCAGGCUCUAUCAAUGAAUAUCCUCAGGGACUUCCUGGUUAUUCGCUUGCUACUCCAGAUUCAUUGACCAUUGAUUAUGAAAUUUACAAAACACAUGGUGACAAGAAGCCCUCUGCAACUAGUGAUGACUAUGCUGCACUCGAAAAGGGUCUAGCUGUGGGAGAUGAAAAUAUUGCUACAGAGAGUUUGCGGCGGUUCUUCGAACAACAUUUCCACGAAGGCAAUGAUUCAGGUCUUCGACAGCAUGCAUUGCUGAGUUUGGCUCGCAAGCACUACCUCAAUCAUGAAUACGUUGCAUGUCGCAAGUACCUCCAAGAAGCUGUCGGCGUGGCACGCACAAGCAAUGAUAAAGUUACAUUACAACAUUGCAUGAGCAUGCUUCAUCGAUUGGCACCACUAGAGCGAGGGCAGAAACCGAUCAUCAACGAUAUACAGCCGGACCUGCAUCCUCUCGAGGUUUUACAUGACGUGCAAAAGCUGAUCAAAGUGAACAACCAACAACCACUAAUGGCGUCGUUUGAAAAGAUCGUCCAAGCGAUCGGUUUGUACGAUCACUGGAUCGACAUCCAGCAUGCUCCGUUUGUGGAAUCUGAGCAGUGGGGCCAACACGCUGUACAGAGCGUCGUCUGGAGUAUGCAUGGGUGCCCCAAGGUGGCACAGGUGGAGGAGAACAUUGUCACCGCUUUCACUGAGGCAGGCGGGGACGACCACAACCGCCUUGUGGUUACACUCAAUCGCGCUUAUUAUCGUGCUCGUCAAGGUCGAUAUCGGGAGGCUAUCGCAACGCUCCUCGAGCCAGAUGUCUGGCGAGGCCUGACUUUGAACGAAUAUCACUCGUGGGCGGGCGAGAUCUGGCACAUCCUUGUGCUGCGUGCUAGCCGUCGGCGUCAGGAGCGUCAAUUCGCAGACUUCCUGAAACACAGGCGGCCACAUGGUUUCUACAGAAACAGAGAGUAUUGGUUCUGGUCGACGCCCACGCUAGGCUCUAUCAUUCGCGACCCUCUCUAUGAGGUCAUGCAGAUGCGGGAAGUCGAUCAAGCGCACGCAUGGGUGGAGCCGUUGCUGACGGCUCUGUGGCACGCCGAGUUCCACGGUACGUACGGCUUGUACAGAACGGCGAUUAUCAUCCUCGCGGACAUCGGCCUCGAGUUCGGGAUGACAAAGUGGUCCCGGAGGCUCAUAGAGGAGAUCAUGCCCCAGGUUAUAGAGGGCAACGAGCUGGAGCAACGAGCGUUCGCCUGCUUCACCCUCGCACGGUGCAUCAUCGCCGCCGGAGAUUCUUCACAGGACGCUCUGCGCGAGUGCCUCCCAUACCUGCUCACCGCAGAGAAAGACUACACCGAGCUCGAGAUCUUCCGCUCGUUGCAGGACGUGCAGUACUUGCUAGCUAUCGUGUACGACAACCUCGGGAAGACACGGGAGCGCGAUGAGGUAUCUGCGCGGCACAUGACGACGGACGUGGAGCGGCAGAAGGCCGCGAUAGUUGUUGUUGAGGAUUGGGUGGCGGACGUUUGGGACAUUGUCACGGAAGUGGGCGCUGCGCUGGCAGCGAGGUGA
Molecule: messenger RNA, 2031 nt
Organism: Laetiporus sulphureus 93-53
Lineage: Eukaryota; Fungi; Basidiomycota; Agaricomycetes; Polyporales; Laetiporaceae
Exons: 18
Coding region: 1-2031 (676 amino acids)
Biological process (GO): anaphase-promoting complex-dependent catabolic process; protein K11-linked ubiquitination; positive regulation of mitotic metaphase/anaphase transition
Cellular component (GO): anaphase-promoting complex
Source: RefSeq, a predicted model, not a curated record